Aspergillus melleus is the source of this 702-nucleotide messenger RNA. RefSeq lists its product as uncharacterized. The coding region runs from base 1 to 702 and encodes 233 amino acids. The record is from RefSeq and is a predicted model, not a curated record. NCBI's taxonomy places the organism in Eukaryota, Fungi, Ascomycota, Eurotiomycetes, Eurotiales, Aspergillaceae. The transcript has a single exon.
AUGUCUAGAUCACACAGGCAGUCGCUUCCCAGUGUUCCGCAGCUACACACCGUCAGCGGGUGUAACAACCUCUACGUCAAAAAGGGCAAAAGUCAAAAAAUAUUGGAUUAUUUCGAUAUCACCUUCGGUGCCAAGUUCAUUGUACUUGACUGCACCGCCGAUAAGAACAUAUUCAGAGUCCGGUAUCUCGUGGUGGAGAGUCAGCGGCAUCCCGAAAGGUAUCACUGGCUCGUUGGAAGAGAUCUCCGGUGGGUCGUUAAGGACGGGCUUCAGUUCCAGACCCGCGCCGUUCGCCGCAGACUCGACAAGCAGUAUGAACAAGCAAGAAAACCCAACACCACCGCUCAUGACUUCGAGUGUCGAGUGUCCGUCUUCCUAGUGAAAUACUUUGCGCAGAUGUUGAACGGCAUGGUGGAGGCGGCUGGCAAGCACGAUUCGCUAAUGGUCGAGGAUCUUUAUCGCUGGAUUCAUAACCUCACCCGAGUCUCUGACGCGGUCGUCCGACAGCAUCAAUCGUGCGGUAUCAGACACCACCAGCGACUCGUUUCUGAAGCUUACGACAGGCUCCUUAAGGUGAUUCUCAAGUCUAAAAUCACCGUGAACCAAGCUCCCAAUCGCCUUUCUCCCGUAUGUGUCUACGAAGACUCCGACUUUUUCCUCCGACAUGAUCAUCUCGCCAUGAGGUGGUCUAUCUCUGUGUAG